Molecule: messenger RNA, 1639 nt
Organism: Telopea speciosissima
Lineage: Eukaryota; Viridiplantae; Streptophyta; Magnoliopsida; Proteales; Proteaceae
Product: aldehyde dehydrogenase family 3 member H1-like
Exons: 10
Coding region: 48-1523 (491 amino acids)
Biological process (GO): aldehyde metabolic process
Cellular component (GO): cytoplasm
Molecular function (GO): aldehyde dehydrogenase (NAD+) activity
Source: RefSeq, a predicted model, not a curated record
AUCGUUUACUCUUCUGAAACUAAAUUCUCUAUCUCUAUCUCUCGAUCAUGGCGGGUGAGAAGGAGCUCAAGAAGCAGAGAUUCGAUAACGACGCCGCUGCAUCGCUCAUGAAAGAACUUAGAACCACCUACGCAUCCGGCAAGACAAAGAGCUAUGAAUGGAGAGUAGCGCAGCUGAAGGGCAUCGCCAUGCUAGUUUCUGAAAAGGAGAACGAAAUCGUCGAAGCUCUCUAUACGGACCUUUCGAAGCCGGAAACUGAAGCACAUGUCACCGAGAUUUCAAUGGCAAAGUCUGCAUGUAAUCAUGCGCUGAAGGACUUAAAACAAUGGAUGAAGCCAGAAAAGGUCAAGGGUUCAAUUUUAACGUUCCCAUCAUCUGCAGAAAUUGUGUCGGAACCACUUGGCGUCGUAUUGGUUAUUGCACCUUGGAACUAUCCUUUCUUGUUAGCUAUUGAUCCAGUCAUAGGUGCUAUUGCGGCUGGCAAUGCUGUGGUCUUAAAACCAUCAGAAGUUUCUCCAGCAACAUCCUCAUUUUUCGCGAAGUACUUAGAAGAGUAUGUAGACAGAUCUGCCGUUAGAGUUGUUGAGGGGAAUGUUGAUGAAACAACUGCCUUGCUGGAGCAGAACUGGGAUAAAAUUUUCUAUACAGGUAAUGGAAAGGUGGGACGUAUUAUUAUGGCUGCUGCUGCAAAGCACCUCACACCUGUGGUUUUGGAGCUUGGAGGAAAAUCUCCUCUAAUUGUUGAUUCAAAUGUCAACUUGGAGGUUGCGGCUAGAAGGAUAGUUGCUGGAAAGUGGGGAAGCAAUAGUGGACAAACCUGCGUGUCUCCAGAUUACAUUAUAACCACAAAAGCUUUUGCUCCUACAUUGAUCGAUGCUAUGAAGAAUACAUUGGAACAAUUUUUUGGGAAGGAUCCGAAGGAAUCAAAAGAUAUGUCCCGCAUUGUGAACUCCAACCAUUUUGCACGCUUGACACAGCUCUUGGACGAGGAUAAGGUUUCAAGUAAGAUAAUCCAUGGAGGUCAACGGGAUGAGAAACGAUUAUAUAUUUCCCCCACCAUCUUAUUGGAUGCUCCAGAAGACUCUAAGAUCAUGAAUGAAGAAAUUUUCGGGCCCUUACUUCCCAUUGUCACGGUUGACAAGGUGGAAAAUAGCUUUGAUGUAAUUAACUCAAAGCCAAAGCCUCUCGCUGCAUAUCUCUUCAGCAAUAAUAAAAAGCUUGAGGAAGAAUUUGUGAGUACAAUCUCUGCAGGAGGGAUGCUCAUCAAUGACACGAUUGUCCAUCUUGCAAAUCCCUCUUUACCUUUUGGAGGAGUCGGAGAAAGUGGUACCGGUUCUUACCAUGGAAAGUUCUCAUUUGAAGCUUUUAGCCACAAGAAGGCAGUUCUGCACCGAGGUUUUGGUGGUGAUGCACCCAUGAGAUAUCCUCCAUACACCCCUGCAAAACAAAGAUUGCUCAAGGCUCUACUUGAGGGCAGUAUAUUUGGUAUAAUUCGUGCUUUGAUUGGAUGGCCUAGGGUUUGAGUGAUUGUGUAACUUUGCUUCAUUUUUUUGUAUUACUCUAGUUUUUACCAACUCGAUUGUAAGUUAUGUUAAUUUAUUCCAAUAUAAAUGAAGAAUGAUGUUUAUUGUUUGCAAAA